AUCGUCAGUGCUGCUAGCAGAAUAUUUAGUACGGAUAUGAAAUCGUGUGUCUCUUUUUAAUUCUUCUUCAAAACUACAAUCUGACAAAGUUUCUGUCGCUAUUGGGGCUUGUCCGGACGGGACAGGGAAGUCAGGUUCGGCCCGGGGGAGCCGUGUAGAGGCUUGGUAAUAUGGGCCUGUUGGCUAGAGUACGGAAAGAAUGGUUUAUUAUCGGUAUAGUGGCAGCAAUCGUGUCUGCGAAACUACAGCCUGCAGUUGGACUGAAAGGAGGUCCACUGAGACCAGAGUUCACAAUCACCUAUGUUGCGGUGUCAGCCAUUUUCUUCAACAGCGGCCUGUCAUUAAAAACAGAGGAGUUGACUAGUGCCCUCCUCCAUGUGAAGCUGCAUCUGUUUGUCCAGUCCUUCACCCUGGUCUUCUUCCCUGUUGCCAUGUGGCUCUGUAUCAAACUACUGGCCCUUACCUCAAUCAACACUUGGCUACUCCGAGGGUUACAGACGGUGGGAUGUAUGCCCCCUCCAGUCUCCUCUGCUGUCAUACUCACCAAAGCUGUGGGGGGGAACGAGGCUGCCGCCAUCUUUAACUCCGCCUUCGGAAGCUUCCUGGGAAUACUAGUGACACCACUGCUACUGUUACUGUUUCUGGGCUCGUCAUCCUCUGUCCCUUUCUCCUCCAUCUUCUCUCAGCUUUUCAUGACUGUGGUCGUUCCUCUCAUCCUAGGACAGGUGUCCCGGCGGUUCCUGAGGGACUGGCUCGAGAGGAGGAAACCUCCGUUUGGAGUCAUCAGUUCUUUGGUUCUCCUGAUGAUCAUUUACACCACCUUCUGUGAGACCUUCUCUAACCCGGAUAUUGAACUGGACCACCUCAGCCUGCUGCUCAUCACCUUCAUCAUAUUCUGCAUCCAGCUGAGCUUCAUGCUGUUGACGUUUGUCUUCUCCACACAGAAACAGUCUGGUUUUACUCCAGCUGACACAGUAGCUAUCAUGUUCUGUGCUACACACAAAUCUCUCACCCUGGGUAUACCCAUGUUAAAGAUCGUUUUUGAGGGGUAUGAGCAUCUCUCUCUGAUCUCCGUCCCUCUCCUCAUCUAUCACCCUGCUCAGAUCCUACUGGGUUCAAUACUGGUACCCACCAUCAAGAGCUGGAUGAACAGCAGACAAAAGCCUAGUAUUUUAUUGCAUUGAUACCUACCUGUCUGGUCUGUGGAGUGAAGUUGACCGACCUACAGCCCAUCUGAAGUGGACUCUCCCCAGUGUGUACACUCAUUCACUCCCCCUCAUGGGGAGUGUCCUUUAAACUGUGACAGAAGGGACUACUUCCUUCCUCUUUACGUAUCUCUCUGAUGGAAGGAUACAUACAGAAACACAAGUGCCUCGUCACAACCACGUGACUCGCGAACACGUAGUCCUGGGCUUAACGGUUGUGACGGUUACUAUGACAAAACCUGUAUGAUUUAUUCGAUGGUUUACUUUUAUACGAACAUAGAAGUCUCUAUUUUUGUAUCCCCCAUGAAGACGGUGUCAACUUCCUGUGAGACAAGAAGUACUACUGAUCGUCAUCAGGAAGUGAAUUCUGAGACGACACCGCCUGCCAUGGACCGGCUGGGACUUUGUCCUCUUUCUAACUAUUUUUCUGGGGAUGUUACAUUCAAAGACUCUUUUCUGACAAUCAGUUUUUUAUGGUUUUGAACAAUGACUAGUUUACUGAUAGUUUCUAAUGCUUGUUUAGACUUUUGCGGGGGGGGGAUUAUAUAUAUAUAUAUAUAUAUAUAUAUAUAUAUAUAUUUUUAAACGUUAUUACCAUAGUUGAAGGACAGACAUCUGGUGAUGGCUCCCUGUCUGUAUUCUGGGGGAGGAUAAUGUGAAGUGUCUGAAUUGCCAUCCUAUUUACUGUAAAGUGCACUACAUUUGACCAAGGCCCGGCCAUCGGUAGCACACUACAUAGAGAAUAGGGUGCACUACAUUUGACCAAGGCCCGGCCAUCGGUAGCACACUACAUAGAGAAUAGGGUGCCAUUUCAGACACUGGUAAAACUCCGAGGGGGUGGGGGGGAGGAGAAUCUACACGUCUCUGAUCAUGAACCAAUAGUACAAUAGCGUUCAGCAGAUGGAGAUAUGACUACAGAUUCCUUAUUCUACAGGUCAGAGAGUCGUUCCUGUUCUACUUUCUAUAUUUCUUUCUGAACAGUGAACAUGUUAAACUAUGUCAGAAGUGUGUCCCCAAUAGCACCCUAAUCCCUAUAUAUAUAUAUAUAUAUAUAUAUAUAUAUAUAUAUUAUAUGCACUACUGUUGACCAGGGUGUCCAUAGAGCUCUGGUCAGAAUAAGUGCAUGCCGUAGGGACUAGAGGGCCAUUUGGGACGUAGCCCCUAGGUUUAUUAUUUUGUUUUCAGAUCUUUCUAAUGCUGUUACCAAACAAACACUGUGUGACAACAAGGACCAAUGGCAAUGUGUUCCACAUGAAACUCUACCCCUUAUUGGCCAGUCAGGAUGCAGACUCUCAGUACUGAAAAGAUUAACCUUUCGGUUUGGGCAGAAGGACAUGUUAGAAGGACAGGUUUCUUCUCUAGUAUGAAUAAAAACUGUGAUUUAAA
This is a messenger RNA of Oncorhynchus tshawytscha (Chinook salmon), 2591 nucleotides long. RefSeq names its product solute carrier family 10 member 7 (gene slc10a7). The transcript has 13 exons. Gene Ontology annotation, cellular component: plasma membrane. NCBI's taxonomy places the organism in Eukaryota, Metazoa, Chordata, Actinopteri, Salmoniformes, Salmonidae. The coding region runs from base 171 to 1184 and encodes 337 amino acids. The record is from RefSeq and is a predicted model, not a curated record.